This is a messenger RNA of Medicago truncatula (barrel medic), 2490 nucleotides long. Its product is annotated as acyltransferase-like protein At3g26840, chloroplastic. The record is from RefSeq and is a predicted model, not a curated record. Lineage: Eukaryota; Viridiplantae; Streptophyta; Magnoliopsida; Fabales; Fabaceae. Bases 92 to 2107 code for a protein of 671 amino acids. The transcript has 14 exons. Gene Ontology annotation, cellular component: membrane.
UCAUCUUCAUAUUGAGAUUAAUUGUCAUCAUGUUAAUAAUUACCAUUGAAUUCCAAACUGCUUCAGCUUCAAACCUGACUCACCAACAGCCAUGCUUGCCGCUGGAGUUUGUUUCUUCCCCACCGUUUCCUCCUCUCUCUUCCACCACGUGCCACUGUCUAAGGCCAUGAAAGUGAAGUCCGGUGGAAUCAUGAGCAUAGUCCCGCGGUUCGCCAUGUCUACUGAACGAGUUCCGGUGAAGGAGGAGAAGCAGAGACGGAGCGGUUGGAAGGAAUACUUUGAGCAAGCGAAAGAGUUGAUCGAAACAGACGAUGGACCUCCGCGGUGGUUUUCGCCGUUGGAGUGCAGUUCACAGUGGGAUAAUUCUCCUCUCAUGCUCUUCUUGCCUGGGAUUGAUGGAGUGGGACUGGCACUUAUUUCUCAUCAUCACAAACUUGGAAGGAUUUUUGAUUUAUGGUGCUUGCAUAUUCCUGUAGCGGAUCGAACACCAUUUACAGACCUUGUGAAAUUAGUUGAGAAAACAGUUAGGUCAGAAUAUAAACGUUCACCAAAUAGGCCCAUAUAUCUUAUUGGAGAAUCUUUAGGAGGGUGCCUCGCGCUGGCAGUUGCGGCUCGUAACCGUGAUAUUGAUCUUGUACUAAUCUUGGCAAACCCAGCUACUUCAUUCAGCAGGUCCCUGAUGCAACUUCUAUCACCAUUGUUGGAUGCUUUGCCUGACUCAUUCUCUCCUGCCCUGCCUAACAUUCUCAGUUUGACAGCAGGUGACCCUCUGAGAAUGGUGUUGGACAACGCUGUGAAAGGACUUCCUUUACUAAAUGCAGCAGGAGAACCGAUAGAGGAUUUUACCACUUUCUCAUCAUCUCUUCCUGUUCUUGCAGACAUAUUACCAAAAGAAACACUUUUGUGGAAACUAAAGAUGCUUAAAUCUGCUUCAGCGUAUGCUAAUUCAGGCCUACAUGCUAUCAAAGCUCAGACUUUGAUACUUUGCAGUGGAAAUGAUCGGUUACUACCUAGCCAACAGGAAGGUGAACGACUACGUCAGUUACUUCCUAGCUGUGAACUCCGUAAAUUUGAUAACAGUGGCCAUUUCUUAUUCCUGGAAGGAAGUAUUGACCUACUAACGGUAAUCAAGGGAACUUCUUACUACCGGCGUGGCAAGUAUCAUGAUUAUGCUUCGGAUUUCAUACCGCCGACACCAGAUGAAGCCAAGAAAAUAAUAGAAUCAUAUUCAUACAGUUUAUUUAACAUCGUCACCGGCUCUGUAAUGCUUUCAACUUUGGAGGAUGGAAAGAUUGUAAAGGGCCUUGCUGGAAUUCCCUCAGAGGGGCCAGUUUUGUUAGUUGGGAACCACAUGCUUCUAGCAUUGGACGUAGCUCCCUUUAUUAUUAGAUUUUUUACAGAACGAGAUAUCCUUGUUCGAGGAACGGCACAUCCCAUGUUUUUCAAGAGACAGAAAAGUGGAAGAUUGCCAGAAGUAUCUUCUUUUGACUCAUUAAGAGUUAUGGGUGCUUAUCCUGUAGGAGUAUCUAACCUCUUCAAUCUUUUAGCUUCCAAGUCACAUGUCCUAUUAUAUCCUGGAGGAUUACGCGAGGGAUUUCAUAGGAAGGGUGAAGAGUACAAGUUAUUCUGGCCUGAACAAUCUGAGUUUGUCAGGAUGGCUGCCAGAUUUGGAGCCAAAAUCGUACCUUUUGGUUCUGUUGGAGAAGAUGAUCUUGGCCAAGUUGUGAUUGAUUAUGAUGACUUGGUGAAGAUUCCUUACUUUAGGUCUGAAAUAGAAAGCCUUACAAAUGAGGUUCCACAGUUGAGGGCUGAUGUUGACGGUGAGGUGGCAAAUCAACAAGUGUAUCUGCCUGGAAUUUUGCCCAAAGUUCCGGGCCGGUUCUACUAUUAUUUUGGAAAACCAAUUGAAACAGAAGGAAGGAAACAGGAACUUAAGGACAAGAAGAAGUCUCAAGAAUUAUAUUUUGAAGUGAAAGCCGAGGUUGAAAGAUGUAUCGCAUAUUUGAAGGAGAAACGAGAAAGUGACCCCUACAGAAGCAUAUUGUCUCGGUUAUCAUACCAAGCUGCACAUGGUCCUACGUCUGACAUUCCAACAUUUGAAAUAUGAUUGUUCUGCACAUAACAUGACAAGUUCUAAAUUUUCCAGAAAAUUUAGAUAAUAGAGGCAAACCAUGUAAAUUUUCAAUAGUUUCAGGCAUUGUUUUCUGGCCAGAAGGCAUGAUUUCUCUAAGAAUGUUGGACCAUUAUGCAAUUUGUCUAGUUUAAAUCAAUAAAGUGGCAAAAGCACAUAAAAGUGAUAGGAAAAAACAAAACUACCCUAGUUGUAUGUAUAUUGUCAUUUGUGACUCUUGGAUCAUGGCAACUUGAACAAUGUACAGUGGGAGGGAGGGAUCAAUGUAUCAUUCUAAACAGCACUUGCCUCCUCAUGUGUUAAGGCAUAAAAUGAUAGAUUCAAGAUUGAGCACUGUUGAUUCUUGUCUAUUUUUUUUA